GGCAAAGAAGUGGAAUAGGAAUCUCACACAAAUAAAGAAACUACGUCUUCAACAGACGAAGUACGGAAAGAUGAAACUAAAGUCGACGUAGAAAACCAAUUCCAAGGACAUCAAGAUAUCCAAGACAUCAUGUCCACGUCCACUGUGGGCUCGUUUCCGGGCCAUACGGGCGCUCGGGACCACCUACAAAGUCGUGGCCGUCUCGAGUCUCGUGGAGGGUUGGCAUCACGUGGCGGCUUGCAGUCACGGGGAAACCUUCGCGCUCUGGCAUCCGACAACCUCCUCUUUGAAGGUGGAGUUUCGAUCGACCAUUUUGGUGCUCCUCUGGGGCUUGGUGGUACUAGCCUAGGCGCAAGUCCCAGAGGUACAACUAGUGCUUUCAAUGCAGGAGGAAUAGGUCUAGGAGGCUCCUUGUCGCUGACCACGAGUAGAGACCAUUUCGGGAGUGCGAGUCAAAAUGCCAGUAUGGAAUUUGCCUUUCCAGGACAGGGUCUCCUUGGCGCUUCAGGUUCGGGAGGAGGUGCACUAGGUAAAACCAGCAAAGGGAAUAGUACAGGCUACGACUCUCCCCUACGAUCAUUGCAGAAGAAGAAACCAAGUUUGUUCUAUGGAAACAAAGGUGCUUCUAAAGGAGUGACGACGUCUGGCGGCCCACCACAUUUGAACAACUAUUUGACUGGUGGUAACAUGGAGGGCGGAGUAGCAGGGGGUGCAAGAAAACAUGACACUUCUACUAGUUCGACGUCACAGAUGAUCAACAACGCUGGUGGAGCCAAGAACACGACGCGUAGCAAGAGCACGACUACAUUCGAAAGAGCUGCUACAGGAGAUCUUGGUCGAUCGCAGACUCGUGUCAUCUCCUCGAAAGCAGACCUGACAAAGAGUCCUACAUCCUCUGUUGGUCCAGGUUCUCCCAAAGCUGAUCAAAGCAUGCUAUCUACUUUGAAUCGCAGUGACUCCUUUUCCCCACGUGCCUUGAGGAAAGAGCACUCUUUCAUGUCCACUAGUCUCGGCUUGUCGACUUCACUGCAGCAAGCGGGAGGACACAGUAUGGGCGGCAGUCCAGGACCAGUGCGGAGCACUAGACGCAGUUCGCCGAGAUCAGGCAAUCUGUCGCCCAGAAACUUUGGUGGGGGUCUACGAGAUGGCUUCUCACAGGAGAUGAUGGGAAUGGAUGCAGGAUGUCAAUACUUGCUAGAUCACGUGCCGAUCGACGGGCAAGGCUCAUCCCAACGCGGCAGCGAUGUUGCUGCUCAAGCGUCGCUCUCGUUACAGACCAACCUGUCCCCCGAAGACAUUUUCAAAUAUGCAGGCGAACUGGCACAGAGGCUAACCGAGCUUGAGUCCGCAGCAACCGAACUACGAAACAAUCUGGCAAGUUUCAAUCCUGGUAGAGGUGCUGCCGCUGCUGCAGCGAAAGCAGGUGGAAAGAAGGGAAAGCAACAGGGAUCUGCAGCUGGCUCUGCGGCCGAAGGUGGCGGGGGAGAAGGUGGAGAAGAAGGCGAGAACAAGAAACGAGCCUUGAGGGGUAGUCAACUCCGCGACACUCUUCUACCACCUCUACGCCUGAAUACGAUUUGUCCUCCGGAAUUUGUGCGUCUCCUGAAUGAGAAACGACGGGGCGCGAAUCUGAUUCAACGAAAUAUCGAAUUUGCGUCGUCCAAUGCUAGACCGCAAAGUCGACAAAUGCACAUGAGGACACGAGCACAAGAAAAACGAGCACGCAUGUUAUGACGGGAGAUGUAGUCUGAAUGCAUAAAAAUAAAACUUCUUGGUAAUAUUUUUGGUUCUAUGAUAAUGAGAAGAUGUAGUCUCCUGAAUGCAUAAUCUUGGUUGUAUUGGUUCUAUGAUAAUGAUAGUCUGUAGUAGAAACUAGAAAAGCAAAAGUACGAGCCUCUUUGAUUUUCUCAUGCGUAUCUUCUAACCCGCAUGGAAACCCGUGCCCGUAAACUGAAGAAGCUGUCCGAUGAGUAUGCUCGUACCCUACGCCUGUAUGAGGAGACUAUGCGUCGAGCGAUGUGGGCAGAGGAACAGAAACAAUUGCUGCUGGGUGGCCGUGCUGUAGUUGGGUCGACACGUGGAUCUCCGAGACCGGGAACGGGUGGAAGCCUGAUGUCAACAAGGUACCAAGCCCCGCAAAGCCAUCGGUCCAGUUGCACUUUCUCGCCUUCUCGCAGUGUAGAUGCAGUGAGUGUGACAGGUGAUGGUGGAACUACAGGAGCUAAUACCUCUACUACUGUUGUUCUCUUGGGGCGAGAAGGAGAAGAAGCUGCUGGAGGAGGAAAGGAAGGUGGAGAGGCAGGUGCUGAGGACUCUAAAACUGCAGCUGAAGCAACCAGUGCCUCCGCAGGAGCUGAGCAACAUCAAGCCAGUGUAAUAUCUUCCACUUCUACAACCGUUCGUCAGCACAAAGGAAGUUCUGGUAGUCGGGUGUCCACCUCAAACUCACGGGAAGUAGAGCAAGGUGGAAAUCGGUUUCACUUAGUGCGUCUCGGUGAAGAUAACACGAUGCUUUGUGGGUGGAUUCGCCUCAUCGUUAUUGCGCGUGGCCUCCACGAAAUGAGGAACGUCAAGCAAUGGCGAAUCAAACAAGAAAGACUGAGGAUUCUAUGGACGGGAGUAUGUGUGAGUGAACUAGUUUUAUUUUCCUCCUUGUCAAGCUCAAGCUGGAUCUGGAUGGGGAUGAUCUUCAAUAUCAUUGUUUUCGUUCUUAACUUUUUCAAGAGCAACCAACUUCGAACUUACUUCAUCUAGACUUCCUUGUUAGCUAGGAGUAAACUAAAGCUUCUAAAGCUUGUUUAUGUUUUCGCACACGACGCUGAACCUCUUCCUCUAACUUCCGACGACGCCGCCAAAAGUGUCGACGUCCGACUAUGGAUCUACAUCCAGGGAAAAGCCAGAGUUCGUAUGCGCAAACGGGCUGCUACGGCUAUUGCCCAAGCUUUAGUGGCUUGGAGGAGAUGGCGGAUUAUCUGGUUUUGCUGCCAUUUUGACCGGAUGGUUGUCAAGAUACAAAAAUGGUGGAGAGCAGUAUCGGCUUGGCAUGAAGGGAAGGUACUAGUGUUUUUUCGUGCCGCAGCCACGUUUGUUCGUGACCACCAGCUAAAAACUUCAACUUUUGUAGAUGCUAAAUGUAGUUGUAGGAAUGAACAAGGGGGGGGCUCUGUCCAGCCACCUUCAGAAAGUAAUCGAACGACGCUUCCUAUUCAACUCCUCGUACCAAAACUACCUCUCCCAGGCUCGCCAUGUAACCAAGCAGUUCUUGCAUUUUGAGAAGAAAGCAGUACAUUCCAAGAUCCGACAACAAGAAUACCGUCAACGUGCCGCAGAAGGGAAAAAGGGAAAGUCUGUUAAGGAAGUUGUUGUAGACUAACAAAACCCAUGAUCAUUUUUCAUCUUUACAUUCGCUUUACCUUUAUUUUUCAGCUAUUAUCUUCUGUACUUCAGACAUAUGUCGUGAUAUAGUUCCACUAAGAUGAUGAACAAGACAUUUUCAUAGGCUUGAACAACCACGACCUCUAAGAACCGUGCAGCGGUGACAAAAGCGGAUAAGAUUGCGGAGGCUAUGGCCAAGGAAGAAGCAAAGCAGAGAGCCAAGAUGUCCAUGGAUGAUAAAGUUGCAGCCCUUUUGAUGAGUGCCCAGGAUUAUGGUCAACAUUUAGUGUCCAUCAUUCUCGGCAUCUUGGUCCCCUUUUCCCUUGUAUUCUCGUGAAAUACAAGGUAAAAGGGACCCCAAGAUGAGGGCGCCGAGAUGCAAUCUAGCAGACUCUAACAGGAAAGAAGAGAGUUCGUAAGGCAAGAUUUGUACACACGUCGAUUUCUGUGUGUCCAAGGUGAAGGGCGCGUCAAACUGAAGGAGUACCAGAAAAAACGACUUGAUUACUACGCGAAUAAGAGAGCAUUGGUACUACUUAUAGUUUCUUUUGCAGCUCCUGGUUGGUGCAGGACCAUCAAAUUUAAUUGACCAGAAUGGAAAAUAAUGGUUUCGAGUAUACCAAAUUCUUCUUCUCUUUUCAGACUUUCCUGGGUCAGAAACCUGAUGGGGUGGUGAUGCCGCCUUUCAGACCGCUGCUUCCCAGCUACCUGCCGGAGGACUCUGCCAUCGUUGACUUGGUAGCUAGAAGUAUGAAGACGUUGGCCGAUAUGCGCAAGGUGAGAAAAACAGACAUGACAGAUACUACUGCGCAAGAGGAAGAGCAAGCAGGAUCAAGUUCCGGUACUUCUCUCGAGGCUGAAUGUAGUUCGGUCAACAGUUCGAUUCGAUUUCGACGGCUUGGGAGAAUCCCUCUUAAUAUCAUGAAACUCAAUGCGCUGAAUCAUCCUGAUUACAGCAACAUCAAAGCUGCAUAGUACUCAAAAAUACUCCUGCCCACCAACAGGUGUCGAAGCCCAAGCCGGUGGCUACGCUAGUUCCGGCGAAGCCUCCACAUUGGGUCAGAGCGAUGGCUCUGAGAUGAUCGGUCAGCAGGUGGUACAACGCGAAAUGCCGCUGAAACUGAAAAGAGUCACCUCCAAAGACAUCAUUGGAGGAUCUGAUAGUAGGUCAAUAAACUCAAAGGGAGCUGGAGCAACACCCGGUGCACGUCCAAAGAAACCAAAGAGGCCUCCAAAUCCUAGUGAUUUGAAGAAGCCACUUGCGAUUCCUGGUAUGCCCCGCUCGCAUAGGCAUCAAUUGAUGCCUGACGAGUUGGGUAGUGUCAUCUCCAUCCUGGACGGCACCACGAGGGCUUUUUCGGAGUUUAAUUUACGAGCUGUGGUCCACAAUGGAUUUCUGUAUUUGUUCCCCCUGAUAAGUAGAAGAAUCUCCUACCGCAAAACUAGCUGGAUAGAUACGGCUUCCUGGGUCCAACUCCAAGGAGGCGGAUACCCAUUCUAAUCAUCACCGCAAUGACACGAGCCAAAACGCCAGAAGCCGUACUAAGGGAGACGAAUGCUACAAUGAACCUAGUGUUCCUGGCAAAUCCAGCAGGUUUGGUGGAUGGCGAAGUACAUCGAUUGGGACCUCAAGUUAAGUGUGAUGAUGUUGUUGUGUGUAGGAGAUAUGGAAUCAUAACAGCACACAUCGAUCACGGUCACCUCAUCCUUGUUGAGCAAGAUUGUUCGUUGUCUUCGAAUAUGACGUUGCAGCUAUAAUCACCUCUGUCUACUUGAAUAGUACCAAUACUCGUCAAGAGAGGUUGUGUCCGCGUUGAUACUCUAACCCAGUCCGUGAAUCAUUGCGCGCGGCACCCCCUGGGUUGGCGCCGCUGCCACCAGCAGGAGCACAUGGACGUAGCCGUCUGCGAGCAACGGUGACGCAUGUGGAAAGAUGAGAACCGUUGUUGCUACCGCAAGAUUUGCUGACUAGUCUUCUCGUAAACUUGUCAUAGCACCAAUAUUCAACAAGCAGCUUAUUCUUGAGAUAGAUUUCGCACAUUAGUGCAUUCCUAGAAUUAUUCAUUGCCGAAAAAUUCCUACGCAGAGAAAAAGCACAUGAUUAGUGCCAUGGUUCGUAAUUUACGUCCGAUCAUCAAGCAAGCAUGUUAUUUCAUCAUCACUACAAUCUAUCUAAACAUCAGUCUUCACAACUACCCUUAGUACCUCUUAUGCUACCACUAUCUCUAUCAGUUCUUGUCCACCUGGGUAUCCUCAGGAAAAGAUGUAACUAACAUUGUUGUCACGAUAUGCAAGAAAGCAGUUCAGCACCCACAUAUACUCAUUGAUAGAUUAGAAGCUGCUACGCAAGACAUCGGGCGGUGGAGUCUAACCGUAAAUAUCAUGAAUGCACUCGUCGUGUUUCGGAGUACUGGGCAGAAGCCGGGCUAAUGGGAGAUGUGGUAGCACCGGAUCUGCGAGAUAUCAACUUUGUUUUGAAUCUCAUUUUGAGGCCAUUCGAUGAGGCUUUCCUUACACGCGAUCAGCGGAUCUUUUCCGCCUCCGGAGUCGGAAAAAGCACACCAAGAUGAAGGAUACGAUGGUGAUGCAUCUUCAUCAGUUUCUUCCUCUUCUUCUUCUUCUAGUGCACGGCUUCGUAUGGUGCGAGUCAACUUUGCUAGCCUCGAUGCAUUUCAAUGCAUGUGUUUAUUUGCAUCAGAAUGGUCCCUGCGAUCCAUGAAGAACAUCAACAUGCUGUCUUUAGAAUACCACGACUCCAAACAAUGAAAUGCGUAUUCCCAAAUGUUGAAAUUAGGAUCUCCAGCAGACUCUAUGUAUACUUCUCAUGGUGGUGCAACACAUUACAUCCGUAGUUAUACAUGCAAG
Molecule: messenger RNA, 6240 nt
Organism: Amoebophrya sp. A25
Lineage: Eukaryota; Dinophyceae; Syndiniales; Amoebophryaceae
Source: the annotation of a GenBank genome assembly